This is a messenger RNA of Myxocyprinus asiaticus (Chinese sucker), 3802 nucleotides long. RefSeq names its product gastrula zinc finger protein XlCGF57.1-like. The coding region runs from base 427 to 1878 and encodes 483 amino acids. The transcript is spliced from 3 exons. Gene Ontology annotation, molecular function: RNA polymerase II cis-regulatory region sequence-specific DNA binding; DNA-binding transcription activator activity, RNA polymerase II-specific. Gene Ontology annotation, cellular component: nucleus. NCBI's taxonomy places the organism in Eukaryota, Metazoa, Chordata, Actinopteri, Cypriniformes, Catostomidae. The record is from RefSeq and is a predicted model, not a curated record. Gene Ontology annotation, biological process: regulation of transcription by RNA polymerase II.
UGUGAUGUCCGUGUGUCCCCAAGUGCUUAAAAAUGGUCUUGCAAUGGUUCAUGCUGUCAGUAGAUGGCGAUAAUGCGCGAUAUUAGUUUGUGAUUCGCUAUUAGAGAAGAAGAUGAUGAUGAAGAAGAUUCUCCGCGCUGAAUGAGAAUAAAUGUGACUUUCAUCUCUUCUGUUUCUUCAGUGACUUCACAAGUUUUAUUUGCAGUGUUUAUUUUCGGCGGGAGAAUUGUAAAACUCCAGGAAACAAGUGAAAUCUGUGUGACACUGUUGUAAAGAUGUUUAUUAAAGAGGAGAGUGAAGAUAUGGCUUAUCCAGAAGCAUGCAGAAUUAAAACCGAACACACUGACGAACAAACAGUUCUUUCUAAUCACUAACCACUCAGGCUGAUGUCCAUGUUCAUACUGCCAGUCAACUUGUCCAGCAGACAUGGAGGAAAUGAAAGAGGAAAAACAAGAACUGAUAGAAGUAAAAGAAGAAAGUCAAGAACUGAAUGAAGUGGAGGAGGAACAUCAGGAUCAAAAUCCUCAUGUCAUUACUGGAGAAAAAUCUUUUAGUUGCUCACAGAAUGAGAAGAAUUCCUCACAAAACAAAACUCAAGCUAAAAAUUCCUUCACAUGCUCUCAGUGUGGAAAGAGUUUCACGUGUACAAGAUCCCUUAAUGUGCACAUGAGAAUUCACACUGGAGAGAAGCCUUUCACAUGCCCUCAAUGUGGAAAGAGUUUUACACGGAAAUACUGUCUUAAUAUACACAUUAAAAUUCACACUGGAGAGAAGCCUUUCACAUGCCUUCUGUGUGGAAAGAGUUUCACCCGAAAAGGAAGUCUUAAUAUGCACAUUAAAAUUCACACUGGAGAGAAGCCUUUCACAUGCCUUCAGUGUGGAAAAAGUUACACAAACAAAUCUGGCCUUAAAACACACAAACUGCUUCACACAGGAGAGAAGCCUUUCAAAUGCCUUCAGUGUGGAAAAGGUUUCACAUAUAAAUUUGGCCUUCAAAGACAUAUGCUAUUUCACACUGGAGAGAAACCUUUCACAUGCCUUCAGUGUGGUAAUAGUUUCACAUCUAAAGGAUCCCUUAAUGUGCACAUGAGAACCCACACUGGAGAGAAACCUUUCACAUGCCAUCAGUGUGGAAAGAGUUUCACAGGGAUAGGAAGUCUUAACAAGCACGUGAAAAUUCACACUGGUGAGAAACCUUUCACGUGCCCUCAGUGUGGAAAGAAAUUCAUUCGGAGAACAAAUCUCAACAUGCACAUUAAAAUUCACACAGGAGAGAAGCUUUUCACAUGCCCUCAGUGUGGAAAUUGUUACACAGACAAAUUAGGUCUUAAAAGACACAUUAAAGUUCACACUGGAGAGAAGCCUUACACAUGCCAUCAGUGUGGAAAGAGUUUUACAUGUAAAGGAUACCUAAAUGUGCACAUGAGAGUUCACACUGGAGAGAAACCUUACACAUGCCAUCAGUGUGGAAAGAGUUUCACACGGAAAGGAGGUCUUAACAUGCACAUUAAAAUUCACACGGGAGAGAGGCCUUUCACAUGCCUUCAGUGUGGAAAAGGUUACAUAGUCAAAUUAGGCCUUAGAAGACACAUGCUAUUUCACACUGGAGAGAAGCCUUUCACAUGUCCUCAAUGUGGAAAGUGCUUUAGACUGAAAGGAGAUCUUAACGUGCACAUGAAACUUCACACUGGAGAGGAGCCUAUGAUAUGCCUUUUGUGUGGAAAAGGUUACAUAGACAAAUUAGGCUUUAAAAGACAUAUGCUAUUGCACUCUGGAGAGAAGCCUUUCACAUGCCUUCAGUGUGGUAAUAAUUUCACGUCUAAAGGAUCCCUUAAUGUGCACAUGAGAAUUCACACUGAAGAGAAGCCUAAAGCCUAAAGGGUACUUCGAUUUUUAUGCGAAUGCUUGGCAUCUGUGUACAGUCGAACACUAGGCUUUGAAAAUAAUUUUCAUUGGACUAUUCGCACAUACACAGGCUGCUAUGAGAUACUAGACUACUUCUCUUCAGGAUUUAGACUAGGGAAGCACCGAUAUAAUUUCUGGGCUGAUACCGAUAACCAGUGUUUUUAAUCCUUUAACCUGGAACUAGCUAGCAGCCAGACUGCAAGUGCAGCGGUGGUUUGUGUGUGUGUGUGUGUGUGUGUAUAUGUAUAUAUAUAUAUGUGUGUGUGUGUGUGCGUGCAGUGUGCUCAUGCAUGUAUCAUUCACAGACUCUUAUUACAGCACUUAUCUGUAACAGUUCCAGUGCAUAACUUAUAAAAUGUGAACACAACAAUCGUGACAGAACAGGCUCAAUAGUGAGUGUUACCACCUUGUAGAACCAUUUAUUAGUGCAAAUAAUUCGAGGCGCAUCUGCAUACUGCGCGUUCAGAGAGUACGCAGUUAGAAAAAUCGUGCCACAUGCGUUCAGUGCUCAAGUGUUCUGCUCAUGACGAAAUUUGCAUCAAACGUUCUGUAUGCAGACGCUCAGCUUUCGCAUCUAACAAAGUAUCCUUUGGGCUUUACAUGUGCCAUCAGUAUAGACAGAGUUUCAGAAGGAUAGGAAGUCUUGACAAGCACAUGAAAAUUCACACUGGAGAGAAAACUUUCACAUGUCCUCUGUGUGGAAAGAGCUUAAAUCAGUCAGCUUAAAAAACAUGGAAGAGUUUAUAUUGGAGAAAAGCCAUAACCUUGCCCUUCCUGUGGGAAAAGUGUCAACCAAUCAAGGUCUUUAAGAGGUCAUGGUAAGGGCAAUGCCUUGUUGUAGUGAGCAAAUUGCAGGUACUGGAAUGUCAUUGCAUGUACAUGGUGUGACAUUGGUAUGAAAUUUAGAAUCCAAAAAGCUCAUUUGCUACAUUGCAUAACGUGAUAAAUCAGCUGUCUAACUAUGUAAGAGUUAGUAGGAAGUACAGCUGGGGGAUAUAGCAAAAACCAAUAUAAUGUGAAUAUGCUGUGGCUAUACAAAGUCUACACACCUGUUAAAAUGGCAGGUUUUUGUAAAAAUAUGAAACCAAGGUACAUCAUGUUAGAUCUUUUUCCACCUUUUAAUGUAAUAAUGCAACCAACUAAAUGUAAGCUUUGUGGCAGAAAAAAGAAAAUAAAAGACUAACAAUAUAACCUGGUUUCAUAAGUGUGCACACCUCUUAACUAGUGCUAAGCUGAAGCAACAUUUGCUUGUUAUACAGCACCCAGUCUUUUGAAUAAGAGUCUAUCAACUUUGCACAUUUUGAUUUGCCAAUUUUAUUCCACUCUUCCUUGUAAAAAGCUUCUGAUCAAUCAAAUUGUGAAGGGAUCUGCAGAGCACAGCCCUCUUCAAGUCAUUCUACAAGUUUGCAAUUGGAUAUAGUUCUGGACUGUUACUAGGUCAUUCCAAAACGUUAACCUUCUUUUUUUGAAGCCAUCCCUUUGUUGACUUGGAUCUGUAUUUGGGGUUAGAGGCCUGCACUCCCGUGGGACCCGACACAACAGAGUGCGGCAUGGGAAAGUUUUGAGUGUGGGUGCGGGGAGUGGAAGAUAGAAAUGACUUGCGGGACUCCCACAAAAUAUACAUUUCUAAAAAUAAAAUAAGUUACUCAGAUUUAUUUUGAUAAACUAACAGCUGCUUUCUCUCCCACUAUCGCGAAAUCUGCUUUAGGGCCGUCACUUUAUUCUCUCUCUCUCUCUCUCUCUCGUACUAACCACACACACACACACCCCCUCAUGUGUUAUAGGAUUAUUUUGAUUUCCAUAUCUAAUCAUAUCACUGUUUAGUUUGUAGUUGUAAGUCGGAAGUUUAUUGACUGCAUUGUAUUAAUUAUUAAUUUAUAUUACUGCAUAAAUAAAC